AUGUUGGCCACCAAACAUCAUCGUGUGCUGCGCCAACCCUUUCCUCCAAGCCGAUGGUUGAGCGCGCUCGUAAACGACGCGACUUCUCCAAUCCUUACAUCCGCUGCGCGUAAACUGGCUUUUCGUGAAGAGCUAGAUCAGGCUCGAAAGCGCGCGCUAGACGGAGGUGGUGCGGAUCGUGUGCAAAAGCAGCAUGAGAAAGGAAAGCUUACGGCACGCGAGCGUCUUGAGCUGCUUUUGGACAAGGGCACAUUUCGUGAGUAUGACAUGCUCAAGUCGCAUCGGUGCUCGGAUUUUGGUAUGGAAAAGCAGCAAUACCCCGGAGAUGGCGUCGUCACUGGACGAGGGCUAAUCAAUGGACGCCUUGCAUUCGUCUUUAGCCAAGAUUUUACUGUAUUUGGAGGCAGUUUAUCCGAAACUUAUGCUGAGAAGAUUGUCAAAGUCAUGAAGAAAGCUAUGGAUCUGGGAGCGCCCGUAAUUGGACUAAAUGACUCGGGUGGUGCACGUAUUCAAGAGGGUGUGGCAUCAUUAGCCGGUUACGCUGAUAUUUUUCAGCUCAACGUGCUAGCGUCAGGGGUCAUUCCGCAGCUUACCAUGGUCAUGGGACCUUGUGCUGGUGGUGCUGUGUACUCACCUGCUAUGACAGAUUUCAUCUUUAUGUGUCGUGACUCGUCUUAUAUGUUUGUGACUGGACCUGAAGUCGUCAAGACGGUGACGAACGAAGAGGUUUCCCAGGAAGAGCUCGGUGGUGCAUCCACUCAUACCAAGAUUUCGGGUGUAGCACACUGUGCAUUUGACAAUGAUGUUGAGGCAAUUCGAGAAAUGCGUCGCUUCUUUGAUUUCUUGCCACUGAAUAACAAAGAAAAAACACCGAGGCGCCAGUCAUAUGACAACCGUCACCGCCCUGUACCUACGCUCGAGAGCAUUGUGCCACCAGAUCCGAAUGUGUCGUACAAUAUGAAAGACAUCAUAUAUCAGAUCGUAGAUUCGUUUGACUUUUUUGAAAUCAUGCCCGACUACGCAAAAAAUAUCAUUGUUGGAUUCGGACGAAUGGAAGGCCGCGUAGUCGGCAUACUUGCAAAUCAGCCCAUGGAGCUCGCUGGCUGCCUAGAUAUCAACUCAUCGGUCAAAGGAGCUCGCUUUGUACGCUUCUGUGAUGCAUUUAACAUCCCUAUCAUCACACUCGUGGAUGUUCCUGGAUUUCUCCCUGGUACAGAUCAAGAAUAUGGUGGUAUUAUCCGUCACGGUGCCAAGUUAUUGUAUGCCUAUGCUGAAGCAACGGUACCAAAGAUCACGAUCAUUACGCGUAAAGCUUAUGGUGGAGCUUACGACGUCAUGAGCUCUAAACAUCUUCGCGGCGACAUUAACUACGCGUGGCCUUCGGCUGAGAUCGCCGUGAUGGGGGCUAAAGGCGCUGUGGAAAUCAUUUUUAGAGGGCAGAACGUGGAAGUAAACACUGCAGAUUAUGAGAGAAAGUUUGCCAAUCCCAUGGUUGCGGCCCAACGGGGUUUUGUAGACGACAUUAUCGAACCUGUGAACACUCGCCGUCACAUUUGCGAGGAACUUGAUGCACUGGAGACCAAGAAUAUCAAUAAUCCGUGGAAGAAGCACGGAAACAUUCCACUUUGA
Molecule: messenger RNA, 1629 nt
Organism: Plasmopara halstedii
Lineage: Eukaryota; Oomycota; Peronosporomycetes; Peronosporales; Peronosporaceae
Product: propionyl-carboxylase beta mitochondrial
Exons: 4
Coding region: 1-1629 (542 amino acids)
Biological process (GO): fatty acid biosynthetic process
Cellular component (GO): acetyl-CoA carboxylase complex; mitochondrion
Molecular function (GO): acetyl-CoA carboxylase activity; propionyl-CoA carboxylase activity
Source: RefSeq, a predicted model, not a curated record